AUGCUUAAGGCAAUAUUAGAUAAGAGGGUUAGUGAACCAAGCAGCCUAGGAAUGGUUGAAAAUAAUAAUAAAAUGUGUGAAUAUUUAAACUAUUGGAUACACCAUAAAACAAAAGGUAAUAUACACCGUUCAAGAAUUAUAAAAUUAUUUUAUUACACAUGGGAUGUUCUGAAUAAAAUAAAAGAAAAGAAUACUCAUUGUAAACAUAAAUAUUUUAACAUUGGUGAAAAGGAGUUCACAAGGAAGAAAGAUUUAUAUGAGUUUCUAGAAUUCUACGAUAGUAUAAAGGGUAAAUUGGAAAAUGGAAGAUCCCCAAAUAAUGCUGAAUAUUGCGAUUACAUAAAGUCUAAUUUUGAAAAGUAUUACUACAUGGUGCAAGAAGAUAAGUGCAAAAAAUCUUCAAUAUAUUACGAUGAAAAAUUACUUUUUCGACAGAAAUUUGAAGAUAACCAAGAGAUAUCUUUUUUAAAAAAGAAAUGUACAGGUAAAUAUUUCGAUUUAGAAAAUGUCUUGAAACAGUUACCUUCACAUAAAACAUACGAAAAAUUGAAUAGUAAGGAAAAUGUUGACAAAUACUGUAGUGAUUGUAUGGACAUAAUACAUUUAGAAUUUGAUCACCCUGGUAUUAAUCACUUUUGUAGAAUGCUAUCAAAAAACUUAAGAGAAUUGUCUGAAAUGGAGAGCGCGAAUAGUAAAGACCGCUGUGAAUAUUUUACCCAUUGGAUGAAUGAAGAAAUAUGGAAAAAGCUUAGUAAUUCUAACAGUUUUACUCUAAACAUCCCCUUAGUGAAUAUCCUUCUCAACAUAGGUCAUACUAUUAAUAAUAAGUUAAGGAAAAAUCACUGUCCAUACGAUUUUAAUAGCGAUUAUACUUACAAGGAGUUGCAAGAAAGGAAAGAUUUGCACGACUUUUUUAAAAAUUAUGAAAAAAUUGAAACUAAGGAUUCGUCUAUUAGUAUAAGCGAUCAGGCCCUUUGUGCAUAUGUUAGUUAUAUAUACAAAUUAUACAAAAGGCACAUUGGCGGGUGUUGUGAAUAUUAUGAUAAAAAUAACCAUUAUGAAGAGCACUGUCAGGAUUACUUUAAAUGUGAUAGUAAAUUAAAUCCGAAUAACCUCCUCAUUAAGUUAAACUGCAAUGAAAAGGAAUCAGAUGAAGAUUCCCAAAAAAUAUUUGAAAAAUUAACCAUUGAUCGGGGGGUAAUAUUGUUCACGGAAAAAUCAAAGCAAAGAUAUAAAGAAUUAGUCACUGGUAAUUAUUACCAUCCUUCGAAUCUGAAAACUUUGUUUAAUAAAAUCAUGCAGGAUGGAGACCCCUUUUACUUAGCAACUACAUCCCUUUUAGCCCUCCUCGGAGUGCUAUUGACGUUUUUCGUCUUCUAUAAAGUAAAAGCAGAUUGCACAACAAACUGCAAAUAUGAUAAGAUAUUAUUAAUAGUUUAUUCUUAUAUAACGUGUAAAUGUAGCGUAAAUGAAUUACACGUGUAUUUUCCCCCCCCUUUGUAUGUCAGUUUACACCUUUAG
Plasmodium vivax (malaria parasite P. vivax) is the source of this 1521-nucleotide messenger RNA. Its product is annotated as variable surface protein Vir23-related. NCBI's taxonomy places the organism in Eukaryota, Apicomplexa, Aconoidasida, Haemosporida, Plasmodiidae. The record is from RefSeq and is a predicted model, not a curated record. Bases 1 to 1521 code for a protein of 506 amino acids. The transcript has 2 exons.